GGGGCGGCCCCGGCGGUCGGCGCGGCAGGAUCGGGGCGGCCCCCCGAGGGAGCGCUAGGCGUCUGGCGGCGGCGGCCGUCGCCCCUCAGGGCUGUUGGUCGGCUCCGGGAGGCUUUCGGCAGAAGUUCGCUGUCCGCGGGCGGCGGCCCCGGGGAGGCCGGAGUGCAGGGCGGUGCGGACCCCCGAGCCCGUCACCGCGGCCGGCGCGAGCAGUCCCCGGGCCCCGGAGUCCCGGGCUGGGGGCGGCCGCCGCUCCGCCGGGUGCACGCGCGCCGGUUCGGUAAGACGAUCCGCAGGUGCCGCCGAAUCCCGGCCCUGGGAGACCUCGCCUCGAAUCCCGGCCCUGGGACCGUUGGUGUCUCCUGUGGCCCCGGCCAGGUCGCCGGCCUCGGAGGCGGACCCCUGGCGUCCCUGUUCGCUCCCGACUGCCCGCGUCCUGCGGUAGCCGCGAUCGGGAACGCGCAGGCGUUUUUCAGUUGGAAGUUAACAGGGCUGGUGGCCUUUCGAUCCUCCAGCGUAAGACGUGGUCGCACACUGUAGUCUGAGUGCCAGUGGUGGCCAUAAAAUUACUCUUGGGUGCUCACGACCUGGGGACACUGCUGGAUACAGCCACGGGUUGAUUCAUCACCGCAGCUUCCCUGUAAGGUUGCUGCUGUUCCUCCGUUUGCAGUUGAGGACGCCGAGGCCGAGCCAGGCUUCCCACCCGGUCCUGCCUGAAUCCGAAGCCAGAGCUCAUGGCCUGGGCCGCCCAGGUUACGCAGCGGUGGGCCAGUGUCCUGGAACAAUUUCGGUGUUUCCGAAUUAGUCCAGGGCGAUGUCCUUUGCUCCUCAGAUGUAAUGCACUUUAAGUUUGUUAUUCAACAGUGAAAAUGAGUCAUACCGAGGUUAAAUUAAAAAUACCUUUUGGAAAUAAAUUACUCGAUGCUGUUUGUAUGGUUCCUAACAAGAGCUUAACAUACGGAGUAAUUCUUACACAUGGAGCAUCAGGAGAUAUCAAUCUUCCUCAUUUGACGUCACUGGCAUCCCAUCUUGCAUCUCAUGGGUUUUUUUGCCUGAGAUUUACCUGUAAAGGCCUUAAUAUUGUACAUAGAAUUAAGGCAUAUAAAUCAGUUUUGAAUUACCUAAAGACCUCAGGAGAGUACAAACUUGCAGGUGUUUUCCUUGGAGGUCGUUCAAUGGGCUCAAGAGCAGCUGCUUCUGUACUGCGUCAUAGUGAGCUGGAUGACGCUGAUGGCUUUGUUCGAGGUCUCAUUUGCAUCUCCUACCCACUGCACCAUCCAAAGCAGCAGCAUAAACUCAGAGAUGAAGAUCUCUUCCGGAUAAAAGGCCCUGUACUGUUUGUGUCAGGCUCAGCAGAUGAAAUGUGUGAAAAGAACUUAUUGGAGAAAGUGACACAGAAAAUGCAAGCUCCUAAUAAAAUCCACUGGAUUGAGAAGGCAAAUCAUUCCAUGGCAGUGAAAGGACGGUCAACAAAUGAUGUUUUCAAAGAAAUAAAUACACAGAUUUUGUUCUGGAUCCAGGAAAUAACUGAAAUGAACAAGAAAUAAUUGUCUUUUGCUAAAAGCCAUGUUACUUUGAAUAUAAAUACGGUUAAUUUAAUAAAAACAGAAUACCUCUCAGCAUUAAGAUAUAUUUCAGACCAAUUUAAUGUUCUUUAAUGUUCCCCCAUUUUUAAAACACAUUUUAAUUGUGAAAUUAAUGUCCUUUACAAGUUGCCUUUUGAAAGCACUGUUGCAGUUGUAUAAAGAUAAUGUACAAAUAUUAAAGGUGGUUUAAAUAUAAUUUAUUUUCAUUAAUAUAGCUGUUCUGAAAAAAAAUAAACAUUUGAAUUUUG
Messenger RNA from Manis javanica (Malayan pangolin), 1834 nucleotides. It is a transcript of the gene TEX30, whose product is annotated as testis expressed 30. Lineage: Eukaryota; Metazoa; Chordata; Mammalia; Pholidota; Manidae. The record is from RefSeq and is a predicted model, not a curated record.